Messenger RNA from Osmia lignaria (orchard mason bee), 4122 nucleotides. The record is from RefSeq and is a predicted model, not a curated record. Lineage: Eukaryota; Metazoa; Arthropoda; Insecta; Hymenoptera; Megachilidae.
AUAGAGGAUAUAUUAUGGUAGCUCCCAGAGUAAACACUGUAGCAGUGCUUCUAAAUAUAGGAUUUAUUUUUAGGUUGGAGCUAGCCAUAGUUUGAAUCAAGAAUUUAAUCUAAAACUGCAUUUCUAAAAGGUUUUGUAAUAGUGACAAAAAUGGCGAAUGACUUAAUAAUGAAAGAUAAAGAUAGAUUACAAGAAAUUAGUACAAAAUUAGAACAAAGUCAUUUGGUUUAUUUACAAACAGAUGACAGUCCUUUAAAACUACAACAACGUCACAAACUUGAAGGUUUUAUCAAAGAAUACCUUUGCCUUGUUCCAAAUGAAAAUAAAUAUGUAUUUCAAGAAACUGCAGAUAUAUUGCAUAGAUCAGCAGCUACAUUGCAGGAUUUUAGUGGAUAUAGAGCUGCAACUGCAUGGAGUGCUAUUUCUUUAUAUGCAGCUAAUCUUUUGGCUCAACCUUGGAGAAAAGAAUAUAGAAUUUUAAGGACUUAUAGUGGAUAUUAUAAACACGAGGUAGAAGCAAAUUUAAUAGGAGCAGAGUUAAUGUUUGAACAGAUGGGAUACAAGCAUACAGGGUUAGGAGUACUCACAUUAGAAGGUCCUAUUGAUCCUGAUAAAGUAUCUAGUGUGAGCAGAGAUGCAAUUGUUGCUUUUGUUGAAUGUCAGAUUUUAAAGCAAAUAUGGGAGAAUGUUUCACAGAAUUGUACCAUCUCGUGGUUAGAAGUUUUAGAAUUUCGAGAAAAUCAUGUUGGUACACCGGAGCAGGCGAUUAGGGCGUUAAAUUAUCGUUUCCUCGAAAAGAUGCAUCAAAAUCGACCAAAGGCAGAAAAUUAUAGGGACUAUCAUUACCCACAAGCCACAUGCAUAGAUGCAGCGUCACCGUCGGUUCCCUAUCACAUAAUGCCUCCCAAUUAUAAUAUGCCAAUGCCUGCAUGUCAGUCAGAUUAUCGGUACAUAGAAGACACAAAUACGAUACCUGGAAAUUACAGAUACUUUCAGCCGAUGGAUCACGGUUUUGUCAAUCGAUGUAGUGCCUAUGGGUGUUUACCGCAGGGUAACAAAUAUUUAAGCGGAGUUAAUCCUUAUUAUACUACAAUGCCUGCAUACACAAGGGUGCCGACAUGUAGAUUAAUCGAGCUUGAUAUGCCUGUAUCGGUUGCUAAUUAUGAUAAGUUACAUAAUCGUAAAUCUUCUCACCGAAUAUCAGAUUUGGAUGAUGUAGUUUUUUACAAAAGACAGUCAAGUGACGGAGAUCAUUAUGACUAUGGAAGAAUAGACAAGAAGUUCACUAAAUCGGCCAGUGAGAAAAACAGUUACGAUUCCUGGGAUUUUGUAUAUAGAAAUUUGGAAAGUUUAGGAUAUUCCAAGGAUCUUGGUGAUCGAGAAGAUGUUUUACACAAACGAGAGUAUGAUUUACGAGUAAAUAAACAAAAACCACAUAAACAGAAUGACAGUGAUGAGAAAUAUAGUACGCAUCGGUUUGAAAAGAAUAAAAGCGGUAGAAUUGAUGUGAAUGAGGUAGAUUCACCUGUAACAAAUGGCCGGCAUCAUCACGAUACUUUACCUUUUAAAAAGAAGUCUUCUUCUUUUGACUUAAUGGACUCGAACAGAUAUCACGAUACGUUCUCCGAAAAUCAUUUAUCUUCUCAUAAUAAAGAGAAAAAACAUGGCAGUCAGACGCUUCCGCUUCAACGUUCGCAUAGGUCAUCGGAUCAAAUUGUAAAAAUUGCAGAUACGUUGAAAAAUAUGGAACUUCCUCGCCCGGAUAAAGAACGUGAAACGAAAGGUGCAUCUGUGGGAUGGAAUUGUGCUACUUGCACUUAUCUUAAUUCUCAGUCGAAAGAGAUUUGUGAAAUGUGUGGAAAAUCUAGGCACAAAGGAAACGAGGAUAAGCCAUUAGCGAGUGGUGGAAAGGAAUGUCCAAAAUGUACAUUGGUAAAUGAAAAGAAUGUCUCGAUCUGUGAUGCCUGUGGUACCAGCUUAAAAGAUUCACCUACCUACAUUUAGAUAAACUAAUUGAGAAAAAUUAUAUACAUCGUUUUUCAUUGUAUCCAAAUUGAAUAGAAAUGGUAAGCACGUUGCCUGGAUACUAUUCUAAUAUUAAUAUUUAAAGUAUUUGAAAAAAAAAAGUGUUAUUGUGUACCUACAUUAGCUUGCAACAGCCAAUAUAAAUGGUAACACAAUUUUUUUUUCAAUCACUUUAUUUAGAAAAAGGAUUUUUAAAGUAUUACUAUAUUAAUCGAAUUUAAAAUUUUUCAAAAUACACAUAUAAUGGAAAUGUACAAUUAUUUAUUUAAAACUGUUCAAGUAGAUUUGUGAUAUGGAUAUAUUAGUAUUAUAUGGUGGCCUAUUACUUGUUUGAACAAGAUAAUAAUAAACAUAUGCGGAUAACAGCUGUGUCUCGAUUCUAAUUAAAAUUGGAAAAAUGAUUGAGGUUGAAGGGAUAUUGAAACUGUUGCUGAAUUCUCAUUGUUGAUAAAUGUUUAACUGCAUAUUUAAUUUGAAAAUAUACAGUUAGAAAAUAUCUGCACAUGUUUAUCUAAAAGUUGAGCAACUAAAGAAUCAUCAUCGAUACUUGAUAGCCUAAAUAAUUUGUAAUACUAAAAAUAAUAUACAAAUUAUUUAUUAUACAGCAUAUAUACUGGUGUCCAUAAAAGGAAUAAAAAAAGAAAACAUAGAAAAAUAAUUGUAUGUUACAUAUACUGAAGUGUUGUUUAGACAAAAAAGAGAUAUAAAUUGGUAUUGUUAUAAUAUGCAUACACGUAUAAAUACAGAUAUAUGUUAAAUAUAUUAAAGUUAUUUUUUUUUUUUUAAAGUCAAAUUAUAAAUUAUUGUUUUUUGUUUAUUGAUUUUUAUUAACGUUGAUAUACAAAAAUUAAUUGUUUUAAUUGUCAAGAAAUUAUACGUUGUUGCAUUAUCUAAAUUGAAAAGGAAGAAAAAUAUUAACAACCCUUUUCAUGUUUUGAGUACUAGUCUAUGGAAUGUUGGCCAUGAAGUUAAUCAUUUUUAUAAAGAUGGCUCAAUUAAAAUUUGAUGAAUGUUAAAUGAGUGCAAAGAAAAACUAAUACAAUUCACUUGUAUUUAUUGUUUUAAUCAUUUUUUGUUGACCAGACAAUAUGACUGUAGAAUUGGUACUUGCAUACCUAUAGAAAACAAAUGUAAAUUACACAGUACUAGGUAGAUUGCACAGUAUUUUAAUCAAUAAAGAUCUGAUCCGAGUCUUUAUGUUCUGUUAAUAUGUCUUGAAUAUUCAGUUUAAAUAUUACAACAGAUGGUCAUUAAUCGUACAUUGAAGUCUAUAUAAAAUACAUAGUUUGGUAUUUAUUUAUACAUUCCUAAUACAUCAAUUCAUCAAUUAAUAUCCAUACAUAUACCAUUUUCAAAUCUGAUUUCAAUCUUAAACAAUUUAAACAUAUUAUGAUGUCUUCAUUACCGAUAUAUUUACGAUAAAUGAAUAUCCCUUUAUUGCAUGUAAUAGAUUAUAGCUUUAUUUAGCUUUGAAUUAAUUUAUAAGUGAAAGUUUGGUUUUGAUAUUUUUACUCCUUUAAAAUCGUUAAAAAAGGACAAAUAUAUACGUACUUGGAAUUUUGAGUAUACUGUAAAUAAUAUCAUAGGUGUUAUAGGAUUUUAAACAUUUAUUUGUAAUUUGCUCAUUACAAUUUUUAAUCGUAGACAUUUAUGAAAAACCGUAGGUUCGUGAAAGAAAUUCUUUAUUUUGACUUUUAAAACACUAAUGUUAAUCUCAAAAUUACUAAGAACAAUAAACUUUAUAACGAUAUAUUUGGAUUGAAAAUGUACUCUUUGUACUUGAAGUGUACAGACUGUUUUGAUGUAAAAAUGACUUUAUCAAAAUCUACUUUUACUAUUUAUAAAAGUCUGAUAUUUUAAAAUGAAAUAAAAGAAAACUGCUAAUAUUUUUUCAUUAAUCGCACGUAAAAUGGUAAAGAGAAUAGUGUGAAAUGAAUAGGCAUCUUCUAAGGCAAGAAUGGGUGUAUCUUGCUGUGUCCUGAUACUCAUCCUUGUUCUAAGGGCUACUGUAAUAUAGAGUAUAUUAUACUUAUAUUGUAAUAUAUCCUAUUAUGUACAAAUUAAUAAAUAAUAUUUAAUAUACGCUAUAAAAAAAUA